AGGAUCUGGGUUCCUCGUCGUGAGGAACCCGAGCCCGAUCUGGAUGGGGAACCCGAGCUGGGUUCCUCCGGAGGAUCCCGAUCUGAGUUCCUCGGGAGGAACCCGACUCUGGGUUCCUCGUCGUGAGGAACCCAGAUCGGGUUCCUCCGGGGUUCCUUCAGAGGGUUCCUCCGAAGAUCUGGAUGGGGAACCCGAGCUGGGUUCCUCCGGAGGAUCCCGAUCUGAGUUCCUCGGGAGGAACCCGACUCUGGGUUCCUCGUCGUGAACCAGAGCUCCUGUUCUUCUUUUUUUUUUUUUUUUUUUUUUUUGAGCAGC
Messenger RNA from Rubroshorea leprosula, 315 nucleotides. The record is from the annotation of a GenBank genome assembly. NCBI's taxonomy places the organism in Eukaryota, Viridiplantae, Streptophyta, Magnoliopsida, Malvales, Dipterocarpaceae.